Molecule: messenger RNA, 3991 nt
Organism: Platichthys flesus (European flounder)
Lineage: Eukaryota; Metazoa; Chordata; Actinopteri; Pleuronectiformes; Pleuronectidae
Gene: b3gnt9
Product: UDP-GlcNAc:betaGal beta-1,3-N-acetylglucosaminyltransferase 9
Exons: 8
Coding region: 342-1799 (485 amino acids)
Cellular component (GO): membrane
Molecular function (GO): hexosyltransferase activity
Source: RefSeq, a predicted model, not a curated record
ACACACACUCACUCACACACUCACACUCACACUCUGCAGCUCCUAUUUUCCUCACUGGAACUUUUUCUUCUGAAAACUUUCUCCGGAACUUUUCUCUUCGCUCCGGUGCAUUGAGCAGAGAGGAGCCUCAGCAGGAGCAGCCGCAGCAGGACAGAUGUUUUCACUUUGACCUCCGCCUCCUCUUCCUCCUCCUCCUCUGCCUCGUCUGGUGUCUGAGCAGCAGUGGAGGACGGAGACAGAGACAAAGGACACACAUCCAGUCAUGUGAGUGAUCUGCGUCAAGGACCAGACUGAGUUGUUUCCAUCUCAGAGCGACUUCUCAGCCCCGGAGCAAACAGGUGAUGAUGAGGAGGAUGGUGGCGAUGAGGAGGAUCCUCCACGUGAAGGGAGAUGUGAUGUGCACGAUGCUGCUGUUGGUUGUGUUCUGUCUGCUGCUCUACGCCCGACAGGUGGCCGUCUCCUCUGGGUGGGACAGACCUCAGUGGAAGCUGGAGAUCCACGGCUCCACCAGCCCCAGUCGGACACUGCUGGGGGCCAGGGGGGCCAAAGGGGGCCAGGAGUCUCAAGAGUUCCCCUCCAGCCCAUCAGAGCAACAGCUGCCUGCUUGUAAGCCCCAGUCCAAGUCCAAAGCCCCUCAGGCCAAGUCCAAAGCUCCACAGGCCAAGUCCAAAGCUCCGCUCAAAUCUAAGGGGAAAUCAAAGUCGCGACGGAAGAAUGCAGCGCCGACCAAACCUGCUGGCAAGCCCCUGCCCACGAUGCCACCGUUUGACUUCGAAGGCUACUUGAGGGAGAAGGACAACAGGGACUUCAAUCUGCUCAUCGACCAGCCGGAGAAAUGUCACAUCCGAGGAGCAGAGGAGGAAGAAGGAGGCGAAGCCCCCUACAUGCUCAUCGCAGUCAAAUCUGUUGCGGCAGAUUUUGACAAGCGUCAGGUGGUCCGUCGGACAUGGGGAAAAGAGGGACUGUUCCCGAACGGCGUAACCAUUCGUACGGUUUUCCUGCUCGGGGUUCCCAGGAAUCGAACGGCUCUGCCUCUGUGGGAUCGCCUCCUGACCUACGAAAGUCAAACGUUCCGGGACAUCCUGCUCUGGGACUUUGAGGACACCUUCUUCAACCUGACGCUGAAGGAAACACAUUUUCUGAAAUGGGUGAACAGCAGCUGUCCUCAAGUCAAGUUCAUUUUCAAGGGUGACGCUGACGUGUAUGUGAAUGUGGAGAACAUAUUGGAGAUGCUCCAAGGACAAAAGCCAGAGGAGGAUCUGUUUGUCGGGGAUAUUAUCAUUCAUGCCAAACCCAUUCGCCGACGUAGCUCCAAGUAUUAUGUUCCGGAGUUCGUGUAUGGGGGGGGUCUGUACCCAAACUAUGCUGGAGGAGGAGGGUUUGUGAUGUCGGGGCUUACAGCCCGGAGACUGAGCUCUGCGUGUCAACAGGUGGAGCUGUUCCCCAUUGAUGAUGUCUUUCUGGGAAUGUGCCUCCAGCUGAUCGGCGUCAAGCCCUCACGUCACCAGGGCUUCCGGACCUUUGGGAUUCCCCGGCCGUCGGCGGCGCCCCACCUCCAGACGUUCAACCCCUGCUUCUACAGAGAACUCAUGGUGGUCCACAGCCUCAGUGUCCCGCAGAUCUGGCUAAUGUGGAACCUCCUGCACGACCCCGACCUGAGCUGCCACAACCGGAGCAGCAUGACGUCUUCGGCCUUCAAGUGGAGGGGCAGUAUGGGGGAGGAGACGGGGGAGGUGACGGGGGAGGUGACGGGGGAGGAGACGGACUACGGCGAGAAGCGGGUGUUCGUCAUGCAUUAAGGACUGAGUGGGAUCUGCAAGAGCUCCAGCGAAUACAAAAUGGUGGUGCUCAUGCCGGAUCUGUGGCCAACUGGAAAACAGGAUGACGUGUUCACAGCUGAGUCCUGGGAGAUUUUAUCCAGAUCCUGGCAGAUCAACUCUGGGAAAUUAAUCGGCAAAUGUCCUUCAAAUUUGAAUCCAAAAGAGAAUUGAGGCUUUUGCCACGUGAGCCCCCGUCUGUCUGUUGAGUCUCUGGACUUUUGAAUGUUUUAUCUAAUCAGAAUGUGUUGUGUUACUACAGAGUGACCUUCAAGGUCCACCAUACUUCCCACUGUGAGUCUGUACAUGCUCACGGUUCCAUUCAAACUUAAAUGAGGGUCUUGAUUGGUCCCACAAACCAUUCCUUUCCAAUAAGUGGAUAUUUGUACCUGGAGCAUCUGCAGGAAAAAAAAAUUCCGGCUGCACAAGGAGGUCUGCUGACGGGUUUGUGAUGACAUUAAUGCCAUGAGGACCAUAGUGGACCCCAGUGGAGCCCAGUUGAGCCCAGUGGAGUCCAGUGUACCCUAGUGGAGCCUAGUGUACCCCAGUGGAGCCCAGUGGAGCCUGGUGGACUCCAGUCGACCCCAGUCGACCUCAGUGGAGCCCAGUGGAGCUCAGUGGAGCCUGGUGUGAUGGCAGAUGCUCAAAUUAGGAUUUCACCUCAAGAUUGAGUGGUUAGCCGGUUUAACCUCAUCCAAGUGUAAAUGUGUGUGUGACUUUGAGGACGCGGCUGUAAACACAGUUAAGCAGCGGAGACUUUUUUAGUUUCCUGAUGUGAAUAAUUUGCAGAGAUGUUCCUCUUCUGUUUGUUUUGCUUGAUAGAAACAGACGAAUAGACGGUGACUUUAUCUGUUUCCCUGGAGGAACAACAAAUGCCUAAAUGGAAACCAGCUGCACAGCAGGAACCAGCUGGGACCAACACACACACACCACACACACACACGCACACACAAACACAACCUCUGCUGAAUGACUCUGAAGACUGUGGACUUCCAGUUUUUUCCUUAUAAUUCUAACUUAGUUUAAUUUUAUUUGUCUUUAUCACUCUUGACAUAUCUACACUCCUCUGCUGUCAAAAUGUUCCGUGUUAAAAAUGCUGAAAGAGAAAGGUUAUCAUCAAUCAUGUGUUUUAUCAAAUUUUUUAAAGGUAAGUUCAACUCAUUAAUAAUGAAUUCAUCAGCCCAGGCUGAGCGGUGUCUCAGAUGGUAGAGGAAGAGGUUUCCCUUUCUCACCUUGAUGCUUUGUCCUCAUGCUGAAUGAUAAACAUAUUGUCUAAUAAGUGUUGAUGACUGAAUAGGAAACUCCACGUGCUCCUAACCAGCACCAUGUUUGAGAGGUGAGCCGGUGUCUCCGGUUCUUCAGCUGUUUCCUCUCUCUCUCCUUGUCUCUUGAUCGUUGGCCAGGAAACACGUCUAAUAAACAGGUUCUUCUUCAUCAUCUGCUCAUCCACACGACUUGGUCCUGACAGAUUCUGGUGCAGAUCUGGAUCAGGGGGUAGAUCCAGGUGGUUUUUGGUCAUACAUUUUCAUUGACCUCUUAAGAGAGGAAUUCAUAGAUCUAAUUGAAAGAUAUUAGUUUAGGGGACUAAUAUUUAUGGGUGUUAGCAAAUUGUUGUCAAUCAAGUGAAUAUUAGUUGAGCCUAGUUGGAGGUUUGCACUUUCUAAUGUUUUUUCAUAGCGUUGCCAAACCAAAUGCCAAACAUUUCACCAUAUUAGUGUCAUUGUUAUCUUAUCAAUCUGCCAAGAGCUGCUGUGGCUGAGGGGUAGAGUGGAUCGUCCACCAGCCGGCAGGACGGUGGUUUGAAUCCCAGCCCAUGUAGAUAUAUCCUAGGUCAAGAUGCUGAUCCCAAAUGGUCCCUCAUAGAUGUUGAAUGCACUACUUGGAAGUUGUUUUGGAUAAAGGCAUUAUCUAAAUGACGUGUUAGAAACAACUCCUCCGUGGACUCAGCGCCACACCAGCUCGUUUCAUGCAUGAGCCAACACUUUAACGACUAACAGCUGCUUGAGAGACAUUAAACAGACAAGUGUCCAAUUACAGCUCCACCUCUGGACUUUGGGUCACUUCAAGUUAAAAAGGUUCUUUCUGGAUUAUUGUAAAUCUACUUGAAUACAGAUCAGUUUACAGAUGAUGUUGAAGAUCAGAGUGGAAAGAACCAAAUAUCUGUAACUUUCCAA